Molecule: messenger RNA, 960 nt
Organism: Diutina rugosa
Lineage: Eukaryota; Fungi; Ascomycota; Pichiomycetes; Serinales; Debaryomycetaceae
Exons: 1
Coding region: 1-960 (319 amino acids)
Source: RefSeq, a predicted model, not a curated record
AUGCAGCCCACUCUUACUUUCGCUACUCUCGUGGCCCUUGCCGCCGCCGCCAAGGAGUUCACCGCCGUCAUCUCGGGUACUUCGAGCUUGGGCAACUUCACUCCCACUUUGAAAGAUGGUAUUAUCCUCACUGGUGACAAGUCCAUCACCUUUGUGCUCACCGACGAUGGCCAAUUGAUCGACAAAGACACCGGGAAGUACUUUGGCUUCAACAAGUACAACAUCUUGGUGGAAGCCAAUAACCCUAGCAUCACCUGGGAAUUUAAGGACAACACUUUGUCGCCUUCCCCGGCGAUUAUUGCUUGUCACGCUCAUGACAAGGUGUGGAUCCUCGGCGCCGAACGUGAAUGUAAGGAAGGAGACGCCGAAAAGAUUCAGCUCACUGCCACUAACGCAAAGGAGAUCGCUGAUCCUACUAAGGACGAAGAAUACCUCAAGACCCACACUACCCUCCCUCAAGCUGAGGACCCUCAUGACCACGAUCACCACGACCAUGACCAUGAUCACGGACACGAUCACGAACACGAUCACAACCACGAUCACAACCAUGACCAUGACCACGAUGCAGAUGGCCAUGACCACGAUCACGACCAUGAUCACGACCACAGCGAUGACCAUGACCACCAAGAAGCUGGACAAAUCUCAGCUCAAGGUGAAGGUGAGAGUUCAGUUGUCACCAUCUCCGGUGAAACUCAAUACACCACCACUACAGUUGAGUGCCCCGUGUGUGAAGGCGGCUACGCUACCACGACCAUUCCUUUGCCCGCUGAAGAAAAACAGGACGUGGCUUCUGAAGCUGUCCCUGACCAGAAGCCUACCACUCUUGCUGAAGAAACUAAGGAACCUGAACCUACUUCGGGUGACGUGGCUGCUCCUCCUCAAGUUGAAGAAGCUAACGGUGCUACCAAGUUCGGUGUUGGCGCCGCUGCUGCCGUCGCUGCUAUCGCUGUGCUUGUCUAA